AUGCAUUUCAACAAGAUCGUCCCGUGUCUCACUUUGUUACAUAUAGCUACCGGGUUGGCUACGCCCCACCCGCAGUCGUUUAUCCACCCAGGGGCACUGCAUACGAACAAAGAUAUCGAAAGAAUAAAAAGCUACGUGCGAGCCGAAGCUCAACCAUGGUACCGUGCAUGGCAGCACCUCGAGUCUGCAACAUUGGCCCAAGCGACAUGGGUUCCAAAGCCUCACGAGAUUCUUGUCCGCGGCACCAAUGCUACAUGGCAGCCCACCCCUGCACAAAACUAUGGCGACGCAUACCGCGACGCUCAUUCAGCUUAUCAGCUCACGCUUCGUUGGCUCAUAGGAGGUAACACUUCUUAUGCCGACCACGCGGUUGAGAUUUUGAAUGGCUGGGGCUCAACACUACGGGAUGUCAACGGCACUGAAGACAAAUUUCUCGCAGCAGGUCUAUACGGGUAUCAAUUUGCCAAUGCAGCUGAGCUCCUCCGUGUCUAUCCUGGAUGGACAAAGGCCAAUCAGAGCAUAUUUGCUGAUAUGCUGAAUGAUGUAUUUGCAAAAUACAACUUUGACUUUCUCGAGAAUCACAAUUACAAACCAAACUUUUACUAUGCGAAUUGGGAUUUGUGCAACAUCGCUUCUUUAAUGGCAAUUGGAAUUUUCAAUGACAACCGAACAAUGUACGACUACGCUGCUCACUACUGGCAGUUUGGCCUGCCAGACAGUAGUGUUGUCGUCAACGGGGCGCUGCCGUACUUUUCCAUCGCCAACUUCACGGAGGAGGAUUCCGGCAAGCAACUUAUGGAAAUCCAAGAAUCCGGCCGUGAUCAAGGCCAUGCAACCCUGUGCAUUGCUCUGCUAGGAGUCAUUGGACAGCAGGGGUGGAACCAAGGUGUUGAUCUCUUCUCGACAUACCAACACCAAAUUCUCCAUGCGGCCGAAUAUGUUGCCAAAUACAACACCAACCACACUGUUCCCUAUGUACCUUACACUAGUUGGGAGGGCCUGCUGAGUGUCGUGGCUAAUAAGAGCCGCUUCAGUGUCCGGCCAGGAUACGAGGCAGUUGCAUCUCACUACGCUGGUGUCAAACAUAUGAAUGCGUCGUGGUCAAUAGAAUACAGGGACUAUGUUAAUCAGAAUAUCAGUGCGGGUGUUGAAGGUGGCGGUGGUGAUUAUGGCCCUAAUUCUGGCGGUUACGAUACAUUCGGGCACGGUACGUUGCUCUACCGUAUUGGACCGGAGGCAUAG
Molecule: messenger RNA, 1242 nt
Organism: Penicillium egyptiacum
Lineage: Eukaryota; Fungi; Ascomycota; Eurotiomycetes; Eurotiales; Aspergillaceae
Source: the annotation of a GenBank genome assembly